Anolis carolinensis (green anole) is the source of this 2304-nucleotide messenger RNA. RefSeq names its product BTB domain containing 6 (gene btbd6). The transcript has 4 exons. The record is from RefSeq and is a predicted model, not a curated record. Lineage: Eukaryota; Metazoa; Chordata; Lepidosauria; Squamata; Anolidae. The coding region runs from base 277 to 1926 and encodes 549 amino acids. Gene Ontology annotation, biological process: neurogenesis. Gene Ontology annotation, molecular function: protein binding. Gene Ontology annotation, cellular component: cytosol.
CGGAGGAAGAAGGAGCAGGAGCGGGAGCUGGGCGGAGAAGCGGCACGCAGGCGCCCACACGCGGACGGACACGGGAGAGAGAGAGGGAAGAUCCCAAGAGAAGCUUGGCACACGAAAGCAGAGCAGAGAGAGGGAUAUUUUCCACUUCCGAGGGGAUUAUUGAGAAUUUGCAACUAAAAGCAAAGCCUUGCAGGUGAGAGAUGAUGAUGACUCCUCCCUAGGACAUCCUACUCUGCGCCUCAAAAGACUUUCGAGACAGACGGAGAAAGCCCCCGGAUGCACCAUGGUGGGAUCAUGAAGUGUCUGACUUUCUUUCUUCUGCUUCCAGAGACCUUCAAGAAGUCCCGCAAGAAGAGCGUCCGGGCGGCGGCGGGUUCUGAGAAAGCGCCGGUGGGAAAAGGCGGGGAGAGCGAUGAGAGCGAGGCGCCCUUAGCCGCCCUCCUCCUCCUCCAGAAGAAGAUGGCUGCGGAACUUUACCCGGCCAGCGCCAACCAACAAGCCAACCAUCUCGCCAACGGGAACAACAGCAGCAGCGCCAGCAACAACAGCAACAAGAAGGCCGCGCUCCCGCUCCCGCAGAGCGCGCUCCCGCCCCCGCCUGCCCUCCCAGCCCUGCCCAACCUCAACAACAACAACGUGGAGAGCGCCAACUGGCAGUCCUUCCACCCCACGCUCCGGGAGAGGAACGCCCUCAUGUUCAACAACGAACUCAUGGCCGACGUGCAUUUUAUCGUGGGGCCCGUGGGGGCAGCCAAGAAAGUUCCUGCUCAUAAGUACGUUUUGGCAGUUGGCAGUUCUGUCUUCUAUGCCAUGUUUUACGGAGAUCUCGCAGAGGUCAAAUCUGAAAUCCACAUACCAGAUGUGGAACCUGCAGCCUUUCUGAUCUUAUUAAAGUACAUGUACAGUGAUGAAAUUGACCUGGAAGCAGACACAGUGCUUGCAACUCUGUAUGCAGCCAAGAAAUAUAUCGUCCCAGCCUUAGCAAAAGCUUGCGUCAAUUUUCUGGAGACGAGUUUAGAGGCCAAGAAUGCCUGUGUCCUCCUGUCUCAGAGCAGACUCUUUGAGGAGCCAGAGCUGACGCAGCGCUGCUGGGAAGUCAUUGAUGCCCAAGCUGAAAUGGCACUGAAAUCGGAGGGCUUCUGCGAAAUAGAUCACCAGACGCUAGAGAUCAUUGUGACACGGGAAGCGCUGAACACGAAGGAGGUCGUCGUGUUCGAGGCAGUCCUGAACUGGGCCGAGGCUGAAUGUAAGAGACAAGGGCUGCCAAUUACGCCAAGGAACAAGCGGAAUGUACUGGGCAAAGCUUUAUACUUGGUGCGGAUUCCGACCAUGACUUUGGAAGAGUUUGCUGAUGGAGCUGCACAAUCAGACAUCCUAACCCUUGAGGAACGACACAACAUUUUCUUGUGGUACACCGCUGCCAACAAGCCUAAGUUAGAAUUCCCGCUGACAAAGAGGAAAGGACUUGUGCCGCAAAGGUGUCAUCGGUUCCAAUCCUCUGCAUAUCGCAGCAAUCAAUGGAGAUACCGAGGCCGGUGCGACAGCAUCCAGUUUGCUGUAGAUAAAAGGAUAUUUAUAGCCGGACUGGGAUUGUACGGGUCGAGCUGCGGAAAAGCCGAGUACAGUGUCAAAAUCGAACUGAAGCGGCUAGGUGCUGUCCUGGCUCAGAACCUGACAAAGUUUACCUCUGAUGGAUCUAGUAACACUUUCUCGGUAUGGUUUGAGCAUCCUGUGCAGGUUGAGCAAGACACCUUUUACAACGUAAGUGCCAUUCUGGAUGGCAACGAACUCAGUUAUUUUGGACAAGAGGGGAUGACUGAAGUACAAUGUGGAAAAGUGACAUUCCAGUUCCAGUGUUCUUCAGACAGCACCAAUGGGACAGGUGUACAAGGCGGACAGAUACCUGAACUCAUUUUCUAUGCAUGAUGCAUUUCACUUAGGUUGUUAUAGUCUAGGACUGACUGCUCCACACAUUUGGGAUGCUUUGAUUUGACUUCUAAGAUUCCAGCGCAGUAUGGAAUGUGACGCUACUUACCCAUCUACUUACCUUGACCAUCUGACUAUCAAACUAAGUGAAGGAAUGCUCUUGAAUUUAAUCUUAUUUUAUUUAUUCAUAAGCUAUUUGACUUAAUUAUUAAACUGCAACAUGCAGGAGAAGAGAACAUUUUAAAAAUUGCACAUGAUGUGCAUUUAUUUUGUAUAUAGAUGACUAACUGACAGACUGCAGCUGAACUCAAACAGAAUGUUCUAAAGUAGAGCGGUUUGAGAAUCUGUUGAAUAUAAAACAUUUUUACUUGUCCUAAA